Molecule: messenger RNA, 1878 nt
Organism: Lodderomyces oxycetoniae
Lineage: Eukaryota; Fungi; Ascomycota; Pichiomycetes; Serinales; Debaryomycetaceae
Gene: URK1
Product: uridine kinase
Exons: 1
Coding region: 1-1878 (625 amino acids)
Biological process (GO): pyrimidine-containing compound salvage
Cellular component (GO): cytoplasm
Molecular function (GO): uridine kinase activity; ATP binding
Source: RefSeq, a predicted model, not a curated record
AUGACCAGCCACAACAAAUCAAAGCAAAGGAGUCACUCUCGAAUAUCGCCGGUCCAAAAUGAAGAUCUUUCCUUUAUAAGUCUAUCAGCGGAAAGUUUGCAUUCCGCUGUUAAUCGAGUAGAAGAGCUAACUAUUGAUAAUGACCGAGAAAUUGGUAGUGGUAGUGGUGCUGGUGCUGGUGCUGGUGCUGGUAGUGGUAGUGGUGCUGGUAGUGGUAGCGGUAGUGGUAGUGGUAGUGGUGCAAUUCGCGAUGACCUAGUUACACCAACAGCGUCACAUCGGAGCUCGAGAUUUGGUGAUUCCGCUAUCGCUCCAUCGUCAUCAGUAGUUUCUAUCACGCUGCUGCUGCUGUCCCUGUUUUCCCCUGCAACAUCGUCAUCACCUUUGCUCGAUUUAUCAAGACCCAAAUCAAAUAGUGCAUUACAUCAUUUGACCAAGAGUAGUAGCAGUAUGAGCACACUCAAAAAGCCUUCGUAUAUCCCACCCUGGACAGAACCCUACAUCAUUGGUAUAGCAGGGAAUUCUGGAAGUGGAAAAACAUCCAUUUCACAACAAAUCAUCCAGGGCAUUAAUCAACCGUGGACUAUUCUAUUAUCAUUUGACAGCUUCUAUAAGUCACUAACUCCAGAAGAGAGUGAGCGAGCAUUUAAGAAUGAAUACGAUUUUGAUACUCCCGACUCUUUGGAUUUGGACAUGAUAGUUGAAACUAUUAAAAAUUUGAAACUGGGUGGGAAAGCAGCUAUUCCUGUUUACUCGUUUUCCAAGCAUGCUCGAACAGGUAAGACCAAUACGAUUUAUGGUGCUAAUGUUAUCAUUGCCGAGGGUCUAUAUGCAUUAUACGAUGAAAGGUUGUUAUCGCUAAUGGAUUUGAAGAUUUAUGUUGACACUGAUUUGGACGUUUGUUUAGCAAGGAGAUUAACCAGAGAUAUUUUAUAUCGAGGAAGAGAUUUGAAAGGUGCCAUAAAGCAAUGGGAGACGUUUGUUAAGCCAAAUGCAGUCAAGUAUAUAAAUCCUACAGUAAGCAAUGCCGAUUUGGUGAUACCUCGUGGGUUAGACAACAGUAUUGCGAUAAACUUGAUGAUUAAACAUAUCAAGAACCAGCUAGCUUUGAAAAGUGCCAAACAUUUACAAAAUUUGAAAACCUUGGGUAUUGAUAUUGAUUUCAAUGUUGAUUAUUUUCAAAAUAUUGGGAUUUUGCCUGUUACUAAUCAGUUAAAAGGUAUCAACUCAGUUCUAUUAUGCAAAGAGACUUGCAGAACCGAUUUCAUAUUCUAUUUCAAUAGAAUGUGUGGACUCUUGAUUGAGUUUGCUCAACAACACUUUUUCACCGAUUUCGAAACGAAAGAAGUUGCAACCACAGGUAAAUACAAGUAUAAUGGGCUUAAGCUUAUCCAAGAGCAAAUAGUGGCUGUUAAUAUAAUGAGUAGUGGCGAUUGCUUUAUGGCCUCAUUAAAAAAAUCGUUUCCUGAAUUAACAAUUGGUAAGAUGUUGAUUCAAAGUGAUUCAACAACAGGCGAGCCUCAAUUACAUUACGAGAAUUUACCUUCAAACAUUGACAGAAUUGGAAAAAUAAUGCUAUUCGAUGCCCAAAUAAUCAGUGGAGCUGGUGCAAUCAUGGCAAUCCAAGUAUUGAUCGAUCAUAAAGUAAAGGAAGAAAACAUUAUCUUGAUUAGUUAUUUAUCAACCGAGAUUGGCGUAAGAAGGAUAAUGAAUGUUUUCCCUAGAGUUAAUCUUGUUAUUGGGAAAUUGUCAUCAAUGGAUGCAAAUCGUUUAGAAGAGGAAUCAAAUAUACCAUGGUACAACAAAGAGAAAUUCCUAGAUACCCAUUGGCAUUUCAGGAAUAGAUUUAUAGAUAGUUUAUACUUUGGAGCUGAAUAG